Metarhizium album ARSEF 1941 is the source of this 1992-nucleotide messenger RNA. RefSeq lists its product as uncharacterized. The record is from RefSeq and is a predicted model, not a curated record. Bases 1 to 1992 code for a protein of 663 amino acids. The transcript has a single exon. Lineage: Eukaryota; Fungi; Ascomycota; Sordariomycetes; Hypocreales; Clavicipitaceae.
AUGGCCGAUGCCGAGCGAGAGCGACUCGAACUCAAUGCCCGCAUAGAAAAGCUGGAAAUGGACAAGCGCGGGCUCGAGGCGGAAAAUGAGAGCACCAUCAACCAGAACCGUGAUUUGCUUGAACAACUAGAAGCCCUCAACAGCACCCUGAGCGAUUCCGAUGUCAAAAUCAAAAGUCUCGAGUCUACCCUGCUCUCAUCACAGCAGUCUGUCCGCCUCCUCGAAUCUUCAGCCGGCCGCGCCGCCGAUUUCGAACGACACAUCGCCAUUCUAGAGGACGAGCAAGAGAAGUUGCUCAAUGAACUUCGCAGCUCCAAGGAGGAUGCUAGAUCUCAUUCCCAGCGCUUCAAGGAGGCGCAACGUGGCAUUCUGAAUAUGCAGGACCAGCUGGAUCGUAUCGAAGAGGAAGCCCGGCAGGAACGCCAACGACACGCCCAAGUCAUCGAAAGAAUGGAGCGACAGCGCGAAAUCGAGAAACAACUUGACACGGCUGCCGGCCGGCUGAAGGGUGCUGCUGCCACCAAAUCUCUACAAGAGCAAAAGAAUAGCAGCAAGAUUGUGGGCCACUUCGUCAAGGAUCUGCUGCAGGACAACGCCAACUUGCAGCUUGGAAUGGCCGAGUUGCGGGAAAUGCUCAUCAACUCCAACGACGAGAUCCAGUCCUUGCGGGACCAACUCAUGCAUCAUCAGCCAAUGGCCCCCGACUCCAGCAGAGCAUCGACUCUGAGAGCCGAGCUAGAAACUCUACUCGAACCCCCCUCCGUAUCCCAAGAGCUCCAUAUCCACCACCACUACCACGUAUCACAGAAGCACGAAACCCGAAAACUCAAAAAGAAGCGGCAGGGACUUUUCCCAGGCGUUUUCACACCCCCAGCUGCGUCCGCUCCGUCAUCACCGCGAAUCUCUGGGAAUUGGGGGGGCCUCACCUCUUCUCCGACUGCGCCCGCUCUGCUCUCUCGUGUCCCUGAUAGCGACACGUCCCCUACCGUGUCGAAGCCCGCUCAGGUCUGGGAUGGACAUUCUCGACCAGCGUCUGAAAUCUCGUCAUCGUUGCCAAGUUCGCCACAGUUGCAGCAGAAUCGAGUCUUCGACUCGACCUUUACCGAUUCGGACCCCCCCAACUCACCAACAUCAAGCUUCGAUCCCAUGUCGCCGACCUGGCGAGCUGCCCAUUCCAAGAGACCAUCCCUCUCGUCGACGGUCAGCUUCCAGUCACUUGCAAUGUCACUGAUGGACUCUGUACCGGACACUCCUCCCUGUGGUCCGGUGACUUAUCCGCACUGCCCAAAAGAGACUAUUGAGGAGGAAGACGAGGAGGAGUCGAAGCUUCCUCCGCUCAAGAUGCCUACGCGGACCCCGGCUCUCACGCUGGAGGCUGCAACGCCUACGGAAGACUCGUCACUUGCCGAAGAGGCCGAUUUUUGCCCGGAUGAGAUGAUGCCGCGUCCUCGGCUGCAUCGCGCGUCAUCGCACGAAUCCAUAAUGUCCCUUUCAGGCGGUCUUGACAUUCAUACCCUCAAGUCAAGACCCAGCCAAAUGACACUGCGGCCGCUAGGAGGGGUUGAAGCCGUGGUGACGGGCGUGAUUGCUCGGCCUACUCUCUCAAAGUCGACGACGAAACGCAGUGACGCAGCAUUACGAGACCACUUUGCUGGAUUCCAAACAUCGAGGUCGGCUUCCAGUCCAAACGCUGCCCGAUUGUCCUACAGUCCGGCAACACCCCAAGGCAAGCUGGGCAAAUGGGUCGGAUGGCGUCCCUGGGCCGGCAGCAGUCCUAGCCCAAACUCGUCGCCUGUGCUGCAGCCCGAGAACCUUGGCAACGCGGACAAGGACAAGGACAAGGAGUUGCAUCGAUCGCCCGGAAUCAACCAACCCGGCGCGAUACCCGGAUUCCAGCAGUAUUGGUCUCUGCAGAAGCGCAAAGGAGCUCCGGCGCAAGUCACGGCCACAACAGUCGAUCGCGAAGCCCUGAUAGAAGUGCUGCAGGAAUAG